AUGUCGUUGUUCUGGUGCCAGAAGGUCACCGCGAAGAAGGAGGCGGCGUUCGUGCCGCCUCCCGUCGCCGCACGCCUCCACCUCUCCCAGGCUGUGCUCGCGAAGGACACCAAGAGCGGCGCCACCGUCCGCCUCGCCGCGCACGUCACCCCCGACGACGACGAGGACAGCGACGGGCCUCCGCAGACUGCCGCGGACGAGGGCGAAACGGUCGUAGUGUGCGCCCUCACCCCGCAGCAGCCGGCGGCGGCCCUCGACCUCCUCUUCGACUCGUACACGGAGUUCACCGUGAUCGGGCCCGCGGACGCCGAGGUCCACCUGACGGGGUACUAUUUGCCGGUAGAAGAGGAAGAGGAUGAGGAGGACGCGCGCGGCGCGGACCCGACGAUCUUCGACGACGACAGCGACGACGAGGACUUCUUGGUGGGCAACUACGGCGGCGACGGCGACGCAGGGCCGGGGGUGCCUCGACUGGCGGAUGGCACUCCCGUGCGCCACGUGUCGAUCGAGGACCUGGAUAGCGACCAGGAGAUGGGGAGCGAGGAGAUCGACAGCGACUUGGCUGGCUCGGACGACAGUGACGACGAGGACGACGACAGCGACGACGAGGACGACGAGGACGAGGGCGGAGCCCAGCGCCCUAACGUUGUCAUUCAGGAGCUCGGGCCGGACGGGAAGCCGGUCGAGGAGAGCAGCGACGAAGAGGAGGAGGGGGAGGACUCCGAGGACUCCGAGGAGGAGGACUCCGAGGAGGAGCCCGAGCCCGCGCCGCAGCCUUCGAGCAAGAAGCGGCCAGCGGCGGCACAGCCUGCGACAACGCCCGCGAAGAAGGCGGCCCUGAGCACGCCCGCGAAGGCCGACAAGACGCCCGCGAAGGCCGACAAGACGCCCGCGAAGAAGCCCGACAAGACUCCUGCGAAGAAGGAGACGGGCGGACAGGCUGAGGAGGGCACUCCUGGGCGGCUGGGCAAGGGCAUGGUUCGCGAGUUCGACAACGGGUUCAAGAUGGAGGCGAUGGAGGUGUCGCGCGACCCUGCGGCCAAGGUUGCGAAGCAGGGCAAGCGCGUGGUGGUCAAGUACGUGGGCAAGCUGCAGAAGACCGGCAAGGUGUUUGACCAGACGCGGGGGAAGGCGACCUUCACGUUCCGUCUCGGCGUCGGCGAGGUCAUCAAGGGGUGGGACCGCGGCGUGGCGGGGAUGCGCGUGGGGGACAAGCGGAGGCUGACGGUGCCCCCGCAAAUGGCGUACGGCAGCAGCGGCGUGAAGGGCGCCAUCCCGCCGAACUCGACGUUGAUGUUCGACGUGGAGCUCGUCGACGUGAAGUGA
Molecule: messenger RNA, 1326 nt
Organism: Pedinophyceae sp. YPF-701
Lineage: Eukaryota; Viridiplantae; Chlorophyta; Pedinophyceae
Source: the annotation of a GenBank genome assembly